AUGCUCCCUGGUGGCAUCCAUGUCGUCGGUGUAGCUUGGUUCUCAGACAAAGCUACGUUCCAGCAAAGAAAACCCCAUAUUCACAAGACAUUGGGACGGAUUCAGAAGAUGAACAAUCAAAUUACAACUGCAAAUAUCGAUGACUCGAUUUCCGAUCAUUUGAUAACCGUCUUCUUCGAAACUCCUUCCACCACUCCAGUUGGAGCUGUCAUUAAUCUUGCAAAUAGAGGAAUUGAGAGUGUUCAAAAAGUCCAAUUCCAAAAGCUUGACCCCUCCGAAAAUGGUCGGAAUUCCGCUCCGAACAUCCCUGGGUUAAUUGAAAUAUUAAACUUUUUAAAAAUCGCGAUUGUACAGUUCAGAAUGCGGGUUACUUUCCUCCACCUCCUCCCCAUAUUCAUCCCUCUAAUCAAUUGCCAAUGGACCAGCGAAGAUCUCGCAUUGUACGAUUUGGUGGAAGAAGUAGGUGUGAAUUUCUACGAAUGGUUUGAUAUUCCACGAGAGGCCACAUCGAAUCAAGUCAAGAAAGCGUAUCGAAAACUGACACUUGAAUGGCAUCCGGAUCGGAAUUCAGCUCCAGAUGCAACGGAUAAAUUCCGACAAGUGGCUGGAAUUUAUGAAGUGUUGAAGACAACGGAGCUUCGAGAGAAAUACGAUAAUAUUCUGGAGAAUGGUCUGCCGUCAUGGAGACAACCAUUGUAUUAUUAUAGACGAAUGCGAAAGUUGACAUGGUACGAAGGUAUUCUGGUUCUUUUGUUCAUUGGAACGAUUGCUCAUUAUCUCAUGAUGUGGGCCGCCUAUUUCGAGAAGACAUUGGUUUAUAAACAGAAUUUCAAAAAGUCAAGAAAAGGAAAAAAGGAAGAUCCGGCAGAGAUCGAGAAGCAGAUGAAGGAGGCAUUGGUGGAUUAUAUACCGAAGUAUUCUGAAUUACUUCCGAUUAUUCUGGCAAAAGGAACAGUCACUUUAUGCAAGAAUUUGUUUUUGACCGCGAAGGAUACAAUGGCGAAACCAGAGGAAAUAGAUGAGGGACCGACAGAAGAGGAGCUGGCACAACAAAGAAGACAACAAAGAGCAGCUGCAGCACCCCAGCAACCAGAAUUCAAAUUCGAAGUGGCUCAGGGAUUGAAGGCAGUAUCCACGAAUGACCCGGAAAUGGAAAAGAAAUACGCGGCAGAAAAUGAAGUUGUUUCGCAAAAACAAUCCGGAAGCUCUUGGACACCAGACGAACUGGCUCAUUUAGUCCGAUUGAGCACUGAAAAGUAUCCAGCUGGCACACCGAAUCGAUGGGAACAAAUGGGACGAGUACUGAAUAGAACGCCGGAAGAUGUGAUUGCGAUGGCUGGAAAAAUGAAGCAAAUGAAGCAAGAGGACUACACGAAACUUCUGAUGUCUUCUAUUCAACAAUCGGUUCCAUCGGAAGAGAAAUCGGAAGACGAUUGGUCGCAGUCGGAGCAAAAAGCAUUCGAGUUGGCACUUCAGAAAUAUCCGAAAGGAACCGAUGAGAGAUGGGAGCGGAUAUCAGAGGAGAUUGGUACAAAAACCAAGAAACAAGUGAUGGUUCGGUUCAAGCAGCUAGCAGAAAUGAUUCGAAAGAAGAAAGCUGAAAAUUGA
Molecule: messenger RNA, 1608 nt
Organism: Caenorhabditis briggsae
Lineage: Eukaryota; Metazoa; Nematoda; Chromadorea; Rhabditida; Rhabditidae
Exons: 4
Coding region: 1-1608 (535 amino acids)
Cellular component (GO): endomembrane system
Source: RefSeq, a predicted model, not a curated record